Molecule: messenger RNA, 2985 nt
Organism: Boleophthalmus pectinirostris (great blue-spotted mudskipper)
Lineage: Eukaryota; Metazoa; Chordata; Actinopteri; Gobiiformes; Gobiidae
Gene: ncln
Product: nicalin
Exons: 15
Coding region: 118-1851 (577 amino acids)
Biological process (GO): regulation of signal transduction
Cellular component (GO): endoplasmic reticulum membrane
Source: RefSeq, a predicted model, not a curated record
GGAGUUCACGCAGUUGCCUGAGUCGUUGGGGUCCGGUGGCUCAGCUCUCUUGAACCGAGAGCGACAGGAUAUACUUGUGUUUUAACUUUUAGCUCUGUCCUACCUCUGACAGUCAAAAUGUUUGAAGAAGCAAGUGAAGUGUUUGACAACAUGUUCAAAUCCUCUUUCCCCCUCACCUUUAUCGUGUUUAUCCCCGCGGUGCUUAUUCUGGUGUCCCCGCUCCCGGCCGAAGCGGCACACGAGUUCACGGUUUACCGCAUGCAGCAGUACGACCUGCAAGGACAGCCCUACGGUACCAGAAAUGCCAUCCUGAACACGGAAGCUCGCACUGUUGAGGCAGAGGUACUAAGUCGUCGCUGUGUGAUCAUGAAACUGGCAGACUUUUCAUAUGAGAAAUACCAGAAAGCUUUGCGGCAGUCUGCGGGGGCUGUGGUGAUCAUUCUACCCAAAAAUAUGUCUGCUCUCCCCCAGGACAUCGUACAGCAAUUUAUGGAGCUAGAGCCAGAGAUGCUGGCCACAGAAACCAUAAUCCCAGUGUACUUUGCCAUGGAGGACGAUGAGCUGCUGUCCAUCUACACACAGACUCUGACCUCCUCCACAUCCCAGGGGUCUUUAUCAGCAGCCGAAGUGUUACUUCAUACGGCCACAGCAAAUGGUUUCCAGAUGGUUACAAGUGGAGCUCAGAGUAAAGCUGUUAGUGACUGGGCCAUCACCAGCUUAGAGGGUCGUCUGGCAGGAGUUGGUGGAGAAGAUCUGCCUACAAUUGUUGUAGUUGCUCAUUACGAUUCAUUUGGCGUUGCUCCUUGGCUUUCAUAUGGCGCCGAUUCAAAUGGUAGUGGGGUGUCUGUGUUACUGGAGUUGGCUCGUCUCUUUUCUAAACUUUACACAUACAAGAGGACACAUGCUGGAUAUAACCUGCUGUUCUUUUUAUCCGGUGGCGGAAAAUUUAACUACCAGGGCACCAAACGCUGGCUGGAGGACAACCUUGACCACACAGACUCCAGUCUGCUGCAGGACAAUGUGGCCUUUGUGUUGUGUCUGGACACUCUGGGCAAUGGAGACUCUCUACAUCUGCAUGUGUCCAAGCCUCCCAAAGAGGGUACUCCUCAAUACCAGCUGUUAAAAGAGCUCGAGAUGGUGGUCUCCAGUCAGUACCCUGAGGUCAAGUUCUCCAUGGUCCAUAAGAAGAUUAACCUUGCAGACGAUAUGUUGGCGUGGGAGCACGAGCGCUUUGGUAUUCGCCGCCUGCCGGCCUUCACCCUGUCACACCUGCCAUCCCACCGCCUGGCACAGCGUUCCAGCAUCAUGGACGUGCGGUCAGUGUCCCCCUCCUCUCAUUACGGAGUGGGAGAGCCCCCUGCUGGGCCUCAUGUUGAUGUGAAGAAGCUUGGCAGGAACACAAAAAUUGUUGCAGAGGCUCUUGCCAGGGUUAUUUAUAACCUCACAGAAAAGAGUGCUCCAGGAGACCUGCAGAUUUUCACUGAACAAAUGCAGGUGCAGGAGGAGCAGCUCUCCGCGGUGGUAGAGUGGCUCACAGCUCAGCCACGAGCUGCACAGUUGGUCGAUAAAGACAGCAGUGUUGUUUCCACACUGGAGUAUCAUCUCACGCGCUACCUCAAGGAUGUGAAGAAACAUUAUGUCAAAGCAGAUAAGAGAGAUCCUGAAUUUGUGUUUUAUGACCAGCUCAAGCAGACAAUGAACGCUUACAGAGUCAAGCCGGCCAUUUUUGACCUGCUUCUUGCAGUCUGUAUUGCAGCAUAUUUGGGUGUUAUGUAUCUUGCAAUUCAGAACUUUGGUGUUUUAUACAGUGUGGUCCGUAGAAUUACCCAGCCUAAAACAAAGACCCACUAAACAGUAGUGACAGAGACUUCAGUUUAAAGGUGUAUUCUAACAGUACAGUACACUUUCCUCAGACAUGAGCUGCAAAUGAUGUCACAUCUUGUCUUGCUGCCAACUUAACUCAUCCUCUCUCAAGGACUAAGGGUAUCAGGAAUGACCAAAAUCAUAUUUUUGUCCUGGUGCAUGCUUUUUCACAAGAUCAAACAUUUCUUGCCAAUACUACAUGAAUUAUAAAUAUUACUUUUCCAUUGAAUCCCACAUUGCCUCGAACUAUACCAGUGACUUCUCUGAAUUUUGUCUUGUUGGCAGCUAGACCAUUUCAAAUUUACUCAAGGCAAGUGGUCAGAAUAAAAUGUGAACUAUAGUGAUUUCUUUACCUCUGUCCUAUUCUGUCGUAACAGAAAUUUAACCUAAUCGAAGCACUUCCCAUUCUAUAAAUGUACAAAUAAUAAAAUAACAGCUUUGAUUUUCCCCUUUUCCCCUUCUAAGUGUGAAAAAUAUUCAUUAUUUCUGAGAUAUUUCUUAAAAUCCAUGCUUCAUUAAAAAAAAAAAAAUUAGUUAAAAGUUUAUAGAACAUAUGAACUUAAUACUGUUGAAAAAGGUUAACCCACGAUUAAGCUCAAGACUCCACUCUUCAUCUGUCGUUUAUUUUUUACUCAGUUGUUUCUAGUCACUUCCUUUUGUCUGUCAGCUUUUUUUUGUUUUUUUUGCUGAUCAUGAGUUUUUGUGACCGAAUGAAAACCUUGGCUGCGAUACUGUCAUACAUUUUAAAUGCCAUAGCAAGAUUCAGGUCAAGUCAGCAUAGCAGUUAUUUUAGGUUUAAGGUUGAAAUCCUUGAAAAUAUGGGUAACACCACAAACUCUGAGAAUUACAGAACUAGUGCUGAACCAAACUACUAGUAUAUAAUAGCCAUGUGGACUUGGCCUUUUUUUUGCCUGUAGUGGAUGAAUGCUGUUAGAUGUAUUUUUCAUGCAUGUUUCGUCACCACCCCCUGGAUGUGUGUCAACAAUGUGUGUGGUAUUUAUUUAUUGAUGGCUUCCAUUUGUGCAUUGCACUGAGGUCUUAUUUGGUCUUAACUGUAAAAUUCUCACACAAUUUUGAAGAAAUGAUAUCUGAUUUGAAAUAAAUGGACACACAAUUUGUUAA